Messenger RNA from Plectropomus leopardus (leopard coralgrouper), 1030 nucleotides. The record is from RefSeq and is a predicted model, not a curated record. NCBI's taxonomy places the organism in Eukaryota, Metazoa, Chordata, Actinopteri, Perciformes, Serranidae.
UGAAACCCGCGAAGGAAAAAAAACUCCAAACUCACAAACACGCGGAAGUGAAAGUAAAAGUGACGUAUUUCCGGGUUCGGGGACACGACAGACGGAGACAUGAGCGCCCAACAGUUUAACUGUGUUUUACUGGAGAUUUCCAACCAUCUGUCCUCCGACCAGCUGGACAAACUCAAGUUUCUGUGCCGGGGCCUGGUCGGUAAACGGCAGAUGGAAAACAUCCGCACCGGGACGAAGCUGUUCGAGGUUUUAACGGAGAGAGGGAAGCUGGGACCGGGAAACACCGAGUUUCUGAUCCGGAUCCUCUCAGACGUCCACAGACAGGACCUGGUCCUCAGACUGAACAGCUGCGAGACUCAGUCUGGACCUAACGACGACCAGCCGGACCCGGAGGAGACAGGUGAGACACACGGAGACACGGAGCAGAGCCGCGGAGACACAGGGGCGGUCAACAGGAAACACAGGGCUCAAAGUUACUACAACACAACUACCAGACUACUAUUACUACUACAUCACUACUAUUACUACUAUUCUAGUAUCACUACUACUAUUACUAAGCUACUACUACGGUCAUCUUUUCCUGUCACUGCCAUAAGGCUACUGACUAAAAACAGGGGCGUCUCUAAGAGGUGGCCCCCCCAUGGCCCCCUCACACAUAGACACGUAAACAUAAGUGUCAUCUUUGACAGUGAUGAAUAUUAUCAUAACUCACGGAAUUUCUUAAAUUAUUUUCAAGUUAUUUGAUUUGUAACAAAUGGUAGCCAUGUAUUUGUAAUUCAGAAUAAUUGGUGAAAUUUAAAAAAAGCAUGUUUUAAUAACAAAAUGUUUAAUCUUAUGUAGACAGUAAAUAAACAUAGUUUAACCCUCUAAAACCUGAGAGCAACAUCAGUAUUCUUGUGUUUCGUUCACACGCUUUUACAAGCUUUCCGACUCUUUGAAAAACUGAACAAAUUAGUUUGAUUUUUGAAAACUUAGGGAACGAAGGCAAUGAAAAUGGGAAAUGUCCCAAAAAUUACAAGGAUUUUUUCCU